Messenger RNA from Helianthus annuus (common sunflower), 1131 nucleotides. Its product is annotated as protein-L-isoaspartate O-methyltransferase 1. The record is from RefSeq and is a predicted model, not a curated record. The transcript has 4 exons. Gene Ontology annotation, cellular component: cytoplasm. Lineage: Eukaryota; Viridiplantae; Streptophyta; Magnoliopsida; Asterales; Asteraceae. Gene Ontology annotation, molecular function: protein-L-isoaspartate (D-aspartate) O-methyltransferase activity. Gene Ontology annotation, biological process: protein modification process. Bases 40 to 936 code for a protein of 298 amino acids.
UCAACAGAAUAGAAAAAAAAAAGAAAUAAAAAAAGAAAAAUGCGGAACUCAGUGGUAGCGUAUAGCUUCCGCCAUUUUCCCCCUUUAAUGCACCGUUCAGUCCCCUUGUUCUGCCUUCAACGUUGCCUCAACCGUCAUCCGCUACCUUCACCAUCCACCCUUCUCUUCAAAACCUCUUCAUCUUCAUCAUCUUGCGCUCUUCUAAAUCCAUUCAAUUUCACGGGUAAUUCUCUGUUUCGUAAGAUGGAGCGAUACUGGUCAGGAAGUAGUGUCAACAAGAACAAAGGCAUGGUGGAGCAUUUGCAACGUUACGGAGUCAUUCAGUCUAAAAAAGUGGCUGAAGUAAUGGAGACUGUUGAUCGGGCGUUGUUUGUACCCGAUGGAUCCUCAGCCUAUGAAGACAGUCCCAUGUCAAUAGGUUUUAAUGCCACAAUUUCUGCACCUCAUAUGCAUGCUACUUGUCUUCAGCUAUUGGAGAAACACUUACAGCCCGGGAUGCAUGCUUUAGAUGUUGGUUCAGGAACGGGGUACUUGACGGCAUGUUUUGCACUUAUGGUUGGCCCACAGGGGCGCGCAAUUGGCGUUGAGCAUAUUCCCGAGCUGGUUGCAAUGUCUCUUAAGAAUGUUGAAAAAAGUGCAGCUGCUCCAUUACUCAAAGAUGGAUCUCUUGCCUUACAUGUUGGUGAUGGCAGAGAAGGGUGGCCAGAGUUUGCUCCUUAUGAUGCUAUUCAUGUUGGGGCAGCGGCUCCGGAAAUUCCAAAGCCACUUAUAGAACAGCUGAAACCAGGGGGAAGGUUGGUUAUACCAGUCGGUAACAUAUUUCAGGAACUGAAAGUUGUUGACAAAAACGAGGAUGGUUCUGUGACUGUUCGUACCGAGACUUCAGUACGUUAUGUUCCUCUCACGAGUAGGGAAUCCCAGUUACGUGGCUACUGAGAGGUUGUUGAUGAAGUUCAAACAUUGUAAAGUUGUUUGUUUCGCUAUUUGUUAAUCAUGUGACUAAAUCGGCUUGUGUGUUUUAAGCGCAUUACAUAUAAUACUUGUAUAGACCCUUUUCCCUAUCAUGUAAAAUUCGUGCAGUUAUUACCAGUUAUGAAUGCACGGAAUCACAGACAGUUGGCGGUUGGUCAA